Aspergillus fijiensis CBS 313.89 is the source of this 497-nucleotide messenger RNA. RefSeq lists its product as uncharacterized. The transcript is spliced from 2 exons. Lineage: Eukaryota; Fungi; Ascomycota; Eurotiomycetes; Eurotiales; Aspergillaceae. The coding region runs from base 27 to 305 and encodes 92 amino acids. The record is from RefSeq and is a predicted model, not a curated record.
AGAAGAUUCUAUUUUUCGCUGGCAAUAUGAAGUUCCCUAAUGCCCUAAUCCUCAUCAGCGGUCUCCUAGCCGGCGUUCUGGCAGCACCACAUCAGAACUCCGCCAUGGAAAGCGUCGAUGCCAUCGAUCCCCCGCUCGUGGGUACCAUCUCUGGCGCCUUGCCUGGAGUCAAUCUACCGCCCCCCCUUGCCGAUAGGGCGCUCACUUCCGAGCAAAAGACCACGACCUCCUCACGGGAGCAGCGUCGAGGAAUUGCAGGCCACAUUGACGGGGUAGUCUGCGACGAAUUUGGCUUCUGUAUUUGAAGUAGGGCGGGGUAGCAUGAGGCCUCGGAUUGUAGUUGGCUUAGUGGUGGUCACCGUCUUGUCUAGAUGGCCUAGUGUAUGUACUGGCAGGUUAUGUCUCUAAGCAUGCCAUGCGGAGAGAGAGAGAGAGAGAGAGGGAGAGAGAAAGCAAGAGAAAUACCGAGGUGCGGCGAUAAAAAUCUAGGGUACGAG